Messenger RNA from Drosophila mauritiana, 680 nucleotides. RefSeq lists its product as uncharacterized. NCBI's taxonomy places the organism in Eukaryota, Metazoa, Arthropoda, Insecta, Diptera, Drosophilidae. The record is from RefSeq and is a predicted model, not a curated record. Gene Ontology annotation, molecular function: serine-type endopeptidase activity. Gene Ontology annotation, biological process: proteolysis.
AUACUGCUGCCGCCGAAAUACAAUUCCCGCUUAUUAUUAUCUUCGUCAGACUUCCUGGAGGAGAAUUGCGGGGUAGUGCCUCACAUAUCCUAUAGAAUCAUAAAUGGCACUCCGGCGCGAUUGGGAAGAUAUCCGUGGAUGGCCUUUCUGCACACGCCCACCUAUUUUAUGUGCGCCGGAUCGCUUAUCAAUCACAUUUCGUUUACUUCUAAUUUUGUUUUUAAUUAGAAAAAUGUUAUGAUUUUUUUUAUUUUCGAUUUUAUGAUUGCAGUUCGUAUCCAACCCAUCUGCAUUUUCCAUCAUAGACGUAUGCAGUUGGUGUUGGAUGAGUUCACCUGGUUCAAGGCCACUGGCUGGGGGCUCGGGUCUGGCGAUGCGAAUACCAAUUCAUCCCGCGUUCUCAUUGAAGAAAAACAUAACUUUAUUAGCGGACAGAUCUGUGCCGGAAAUGAUGAUGCUAACCUUUGUAGUGGGGAUUCCGGUUGUCCGCAAGGUCGGUACGUAUGGAUUUCCGGCGAGAAUCGCUUCGUCCAGAUGGACAUCGCCAGCUACACGUAUGAAAAUUGCAGCAGAGUUAGCAUUCUCACGGACGUGGUUCGAUAUGGCAAAUGGAUCAAAAAGGUAUAAUACUUCACCGAUGGGAUACGAUGUAGUAUUUAUUGUGAUAAAACCAAAUCAAA